Hyposmocoma kahamanoa is the source of this 846-nucleotide messenger RNA. RefSeq lists its product as uncharacterized. Gene Ontology annotation, cellular component: nucleus. The coding region runs from base 99 to 833 and encodes 244 amino acids. The record is from RefSeq and is a predicted model, not a curated record. The transcript has 2 exons. Gene Ontology annotation, molecular function: DNA binding. NCBI's taxonomy places the organism in Eukaryota, Metazoa, Arthropoda, Insecta, Lepidoptera, Cosmopterigidae.
AAAUCGAAAUUUACAAUAUGCUCCACGUGUUGUUUUAUAAUACGCCCCAGCAUUUCAACUAAACCAAAAUUACAUAGUUUAGAAAUUUAUUACAGAUAAUGCCUCGAAAAUACCAAAGAAGUACUCUGAGAGCGUCAUGGGCGUCGGAAGACCUGGAAAAGGCUAUGGAGAAAGUUCGAAAUAAAGUAAUGGGUGUCAAUGAAGCUUCCAGAACUUUCAAAAUCCCAUCUCGGACACUCAGAAGGCAUCUUCUAUCUGGAAAAUUAAAGGUUCCCCUUGGUCGCAACCCAGUAUUUUCCAUCGAGCAUGAAAAAAAGAUAGUUGCUCAUAUAAAAAAAUUAGAACAAGUUGGAUUUGCCCCAGAGAGAAAAGAUGUUAAAGAGAUGGCAUUUCAAAUAGCAAAGAAACUUGAAAUAAAAAAUCCAUUUUUAGAAAGUUCGGCAUCUGCGGGCAACACCUGGUUUAUGGGAUUUAUGAAACGUAACCCUGAAUUAAGUACGAGACAGUCAGAAGGAUUAUCGCUUGCUCGGGCUUAUGGAGUUAAUCGAGAGGACGUCAAAUACUUUUUCGAUUUACUAACCAAACUCUAUGAAAAAAAUGAUUUUGCCAACCACCCUGAAGACAUAUAUAAUAUGGACGAGUCUGGCAUCCAAGUGAACAAUAAAGCUGGCAAAGUGGUAGCCACAAAAGGAGCCAGAGACGUUUUCACGCUCACUAGCUGUGAAAAAGGGGAAAAUGUCACAGUUAUUGCUUGCUGCAAUGCCCAAGGAAACUUUAUUCCUCCAGUACUGAUUUAUCGUAGUACAAAAUUAAUGCCAGUAAGAAAACUGUGAUUUUGAAAGAAGC